UCGGCAAUUGAUUUUAAGUAGGGCACUAAAAUCAUGUUGGCUGCCCUGUCUGCCAAGGAAGUCUUUAGGCCCGCUCACGUCUGCUUGAUUUGUCGUCAGCCCACUUCAUUUUUCGAAAAUGGGUCGUGUCCGCACGAAGACGGUGAAGAAGGCCGCAAGGGUCAUCAUCGAGAAGUACUACACUCGUCUCACUCUCGACUUCCACACGAAUAAGCGCAUUUGCGAGGAAAUCGCUAUCAUUCCUAGCAAACCCCUCAGAAACAAAAUCGCUGGCUUCGUUACACAUUUGAUGAAGAGGCUGCGACACAGCCAGGUGCGUGGCAUUUCCAUCAAACUGCAGGAGGAAGAGCGCGAGAGAAGGGACAACUAUGUGCCCGACGUGUCUGCUCUCGAGAGUGACAUCAUUGAGGUUGAUCCUGAGACCAAGGAAAUGCUUAAGAUGCUGGAUUUCAACAACAUCUCUGGUCUUCAGCUGACCCAGCCAAACACCCAGGGAGGUUUCCCCAGGAGAAACUAGAAUUCUUAAAGUUAAUAAUAAAAACAAAAAAAUAAAUAAUUGCGUUUCCAUACUUAAAA
Messenger RNA from Neocloeon triangulifer, 576 nucleotides. RefSeq names its product small ribosomal subunit protein eS17 (gene RpS17). The record is from RefSeq and is a predicted model, not a curated record. Gene Ontology annotation, biological process: translation. The transcript has 4 exons. Gene Ontology annotation, molecular function: structural constituent of ribosome. The coding region runs from base 119 to 517 and encodes 132 amino acids. Lineage: Eukaryota; Metazoa; Arthropoda; Insecta; Ephemeroptera; Baetidae. Gene Ontology annotation, cellular component: ribosome.